UUAUUAGUUUUUUUUAAUCGUUAUCACUAAAACGAACGUAAUACAUAGCUUCUCGCGAGAAUACGUCUUCACCCUGAAAAAACACUAGUGACGGACGAGCGAUUUCGCGGGAACAAAUUCGCCUGCCUGUUGACAGGGAUUUUACUUUGUGACAUCUGAUAUUGUGACUUUGUACCUUAUUUAGGGUAACCAUCAGCUGAAAAACGACUUUCCGGCUUCAAAAGUGAGGUUUUUGAAACAUUCUCAUCGUUGCAUUGUUGGAAAAAUCAUGUUCUCCCAUCUGAGCGUGCAGAAAGAGGGCUCCUCUUUGCUCUGCCGCCCUACCUCUGAGGAGCAGGAGCCGGUGUUUGACAGGGAGUCUCUGGCCUACACUCCCUGCACCGACCGCUACAAAGUCGGAGAACGGAGCUUCAGUCGCCAGUAUGCUCAUAUUUACGCAGCACGACUUAUGCAGAUGAGACCUCUGCUCACGAAAGCAGCUCAGCAGAUGUGGGGAUCAGAUGUUGUUAUUAGCAAGCUGUGUGAUCUACAGACAGGGGUACAAUGCUGCAUCGUGGGGACUUUGUUCAAGCGAAUGGAUUUGCAGCCAUCUAUUCUGAAAGAAAUCAGCGAGGAGCACAACCUGCUGCCUCAACCUGCACGGGCCAAAUACAUUAGUGAAGCGGAUGAGUUGAUUCUCGAGGAUGAGCUCCAGAGAAUCAAAUUAGAGGGCAAAAUUGACAGGGAUAAGUGUGUCACAGGUAGUGUUAUUGCAAUAUAUGGAACUGAAAGGAAUGAUGGCAAGUUCACAGUUGAGGACUUUUGCACAGCUGAUCUCCCUAUGCAGACACCACGGCCUUCACUCAGCUCUGAUCGGUUUGUGCUCCUGGCCUCAGGACUUGGUCUUGGUAGUAGUAGUGCUGACAGCAUGCUGGGGCUUCAGUUGCUGAUUGACAUGGUAACCGGGCAGCUGGGAGAUCAAGGGGAGCAGAGAAGUGCGGCAACAAUCGCCAGAGUCCUACUUGCUGGAAACCUUUUAAGCCAAAACACGCAAGACAAAGAUGCGUCAACAAAGGCAAAGUAUCUCACCAAGAAGACACAAGCUGGGAGUGUGGAUGCCAUUCGCUUGUUGGAUGAGCUGCUUCUUCAGUUAGUUGCCUCCGUUUCUGUGGAUGUAAUGCCAGGGCAGUAUGACCCCACCAACUACACCCUCCCACAGCAGCCACUGCACCGCUGCAUGUUCCCCUUGUCUUCGGUGUAUCCCACAUUACAUCUGACGUCUAAUCCAUACCAGGCUAACAUUGAUGGUGUGAGGUUCCUGGGCACGUCAGGCCAGAAUGUUUGUGACAUUCAGAAGUACAGCAGCAGGGACAGUCACCUGGAAAUACUGGAGGAAACACUUCGACUCAGACACCUGGCCCCCACGGCACCUGAUACUCUAGGUUGUUACCCAUUUUACCAAAAAGACCCUUUCAUCUUGGAAGAGUGUCCGCAUGUUUACUUCAGCGGCAACGCCCCAGCUUAUGAGUCCAAACUCAUCACAGGUCCUGAUGGUCAGGAAGUCCUUUUAGUUACUGUCCCAGAUUUCAACAGCACCCAAACAGUUUGCCUGGUUAACCUACGUACUCUUCAGUGUGAACCUGUGACUUUCUCGGCCUUCACUGCUGAUGAUGAGGACAGUGAAAUGAACAUCAGCCACUAAGGAUACACAUCCACACACUGCAUAGAAUGCAUUCUAAGGCUGAUGUAUUGUGAAAAGUUAAAAUGGCCUUGUAAGGCUGCUAAAAAGAGAAGAGACAUCCAUUUUGUAUUAACAAGCCUUUAUUUGACAAAUAACUCUUCUAACACAGCUUUUCUGAGGGAAACGUGACACAAAACUUUCUCUCCCCCUGACUCUGUUACCAAGAAACUCUUUUAAAAUCUUCAUGUCUGUGUGUACUGUAAAAACAUUUCUACCAUAUUUGACGACAGUGUAAAUAAUUCAGCUGUAUUUUUUAUGUGCAUCUACAAUAAACAUCUUUUCAUGAA
Betta splendens (Siamese fighting fish) is the source of this 2007-nucleotide messenger RNA. RefSeq names its product polymerase (DNA directed), delta 2, regulatory subunit (gene pold2). Gene Ontology annotation, molecular function: DNA binding. Gene Ontology annotation, biological process: DNA strand elongation involved in DNA replication; DNA replication. Bases 269 to 1681 code for a protein of 470 amino acids. The record is from RefSeq and is a predicted model, not a curated record. Gene Ontology annotation, cellular component: delta DNA polymerase complex. NCBI's taxonomy places the organism in Eukaryota, Metazoa, Chordata, Actinopteri, Anabantiformes, Osphronemidae. The transcript is spliced from 11 exons.